AGCCCAGAGCCGAUCUCUGCAUCAUGUCGCUGCGACUCUGUCCGAUCCUGCUCCUAGCUCGACGGCCUCUGGUCCGACUUCCUGUGGCUGCGGCUGCGCUGCGGGCGGUGCCGUACUGCGUUCAUGGAUCGCCGUCGCUGCCUGUCUUGCCGCGCGCUGCGCUAUCCACAUUCGCCGCAACCCAUGCUUCCCGAGUCAGCGUACCAGCCCGCAGCGAGCCGGAAUCUGCAAGCACCGAAGGCCAGGAUGCAUCGCUUUUCGACCAGGUCUUUCCUGUCUCGGACAAACUCAUCCAGCGUGAUCUCAAGCCACUGCGGAAAGAAGUCAUCCGGUCAAGCGUGAAAGCCGAGAAACAGCUGGACGACCCCGUCACCGACGAUGAUCUCGAAAGCUUCUACUCGAUCCUCGCCUUGCCCGUUACCAACAAGCAGCUCAACUACAACCCGGACUCUGUAUCCUACAAGAUAUCCAAUGACUUUGUCAGCCAGACGAUGACCAACUUUAUCGACGCAGAAGAAGCAGCCCGGCAGAAACUGAGCCACGCCCUCGAUCGUGCCAAAGAUGCUGCAGAAGGCGGAGAGGUUACGCUCGAGACAGUCCACGCCCUGAUCCAUGCCAAUGCCAUCACACAGCGUCCUGAGGCCGCCCAGGCCGCCUUUGAUCUUCUUCACAAAUCGGGCAUCCAGCCGGAUCUGAAAGCCCACAACAUGCUGAUGAAUGCCUACAGCACCAACGGCCAGCUGCGCAAGGCGAUCGAGGUGUUCAAGUCCGUAUCGCAGCAGGGCCUCCAGCCCGACCGGGUGAGUUUCGAAACCCUGAUCAAGGCAUGCGUGCGAGCCAAAAACAUCCCUGCGGCCUUCAAGGUCUACGAAGACAUGAAGCGGCGGUCGAUGAUCCCCAGCAUCCGUGCAUAUACCCUCCUGAUCCAGGGAUGUGUCGACGAUAAAGAUAUCAAGCGAGCCUGGUCGACGUUUGCCUUCAUGCGGCGUGAAGUGUGCGAAGCCGACUCCAAGCUGUUUUCUCUGAUGAUUUCGGCAUGCGCCGCCAACGGAGAGGCUGAGCGAGCAAUGAAUCUGUUCAAGGAAAUGAACGACAAGGGGAUUCCAGUGACGGAGGCGUGCUUCACCUCCCUGAUAUUCUCGAUGGGUUCUCGGGCAGACUACUACACCGAAAUCUACGAGAUUUUCGAUCAAAUGGUGCAUUCGGGCAUCGUUCCGACCCUUCGCACCUACUCCGCACUGCUCUCUAGCGCUGCGCUCCACGGAGACGUCAAGCGAGCACGGGCCAUUUGGAACGGCCUGAUUGAGCGAUCCAAACAGGACCCCGUGUGGAUUCCGAACGAGUUCGUAUACAAGUAUAUGUUCUUGGCAUAUGCCAAAGCCAUCAGCACGAGCGCUGCGUCCAGCCGGAUGGAUACUGUCGAUGGCAGCCGAGAACCUAUGGGUGGACCCUUGGCCACAGCGAGUGCGCCAACGAGGGAUCCGGAACACUCCACGCAACCAGAUUCGGUCGACAGCUCUGACUCGGCACCUGAGACCAAAGUCGCCACUGCAUCCGAGCCCAUGAACACCGACAACCACGCCGAUCUGUACAAAGUAGAUGCAGAUGGGUAUCUGCUCCUGACAUCGACAAGAACCGAUCGUGACUGUUUGCUUGCUGAAGCAUCUGCCCUUUGGCAGCAUCUCCUUGGCCUCGACUCCUCCGCUCAGCUGUCACAUGCCGAUACCGAGACGGUGGUUGCCCAUCCACGUAUUAGCAUCACUACAAGUGUCGUCGAUGCCUUUCUGACGACCCAGCAGAGCGCGGCAGUUGAUGUCGACCGCAUGCUGGCCUUUUUCAACACUCAGUAUCGAGCAUUUAAUGUGCCCCAUAGCGGAAAGUCGUACCACAUCAUGCUGAAACGCAUCACAAAGUAUCAGCAGAGCAUGGCCCAGCAUGGAAAGCAGUUCUGGACCCGUUGGAUCGAAUGGGAUAAGACGAUGGAGCAGAGGAUGGCCGAAGCCGAAGGCAACGACAUGAACAAGCAGCAGAAGGAGUCUAUUCGCCGCAUCGAGUCUCGUGACUGCACCAUCGUGCGCAAGAUGUUCAUUCUCUAUAUCAAUGGCCUCAACAGAAUCAACCAGCACUACGAGGCCGUUGAUCUUAUCGAGGAGAUGUAUCGGUUCCGCGACCUGGGGUAUAUCCAGCAGCUGAACCGAAACGAUGUACGUGCGCUUGUUGAAAAGGCCAGGGACAUGUACGACGACGGGUACGACGACCUGCUCCGUCGGCUUGAUGACCUUGUGCCAGCAGAACAGCGCUCGGUCCAGCAAACCGUCCAGGCUGCCCUGCGGUCCAAGUACGUUGGCCAGAAGUGGUGGGGCUGGGCAGCUAUCGGCUCCCAGCCUCCCAAGCGCAGCCCGCGAAAGUACAAGCCCAAGCGCUCCGGCUAACCUGACGACAGACGGGAAACAAUCGCAUGGCUUGCUCACUGGAGCAUAUGGAUCAGCAGACUUGUCCCGCUGAUGCCAGAAAGUGACUGAUUGUAUCAAGGGAAUCGGGACACUCUCCCUAUCCCACAUGUUAUUGUAGCAUGAGAUGGCCUGCGUCCAGCAAAGCCAAAUGCAAUUAAAUCGAUUACUCUCGAGUGACGCACCAGAGACGCUCUCGUGCGCACACCCCGCU
Polychytrium aggregatum is the source of this 2664-nucleotide messenger RNA. RefSeq lists its product as uncharacterized. The transcript has 4 exons. Gene Ontology annotation, molecular function: protein binding. The record is from RefSeq and is a predicted model, not a curated record. NCBI's taxonomy places the organism in Eukaryota, Fungi, Chytridiomycota, Chytridiomycetes, Polychytriales. The coding region runs from base 24 to 2432 and encodes 802 amino acids.